Molecule: messenger RNA, 1596 nt
Organism: Cannabis sativa
Lineage: Eukaryota; Viridiplantae; Streptophyta; Magnoliopsida; Rosales; Cannabaceae
Exons: 1
Coding region: 1-1596 (531 amino acids)
Source: RefSeq, a predicted model, not a curated record
AUGUCGGUUAUACUUCCAAGGUUUGUGGUUAUCAAAUCUGUUGUUAAUAACAAAUACUUGAAAAGAAUAAGUAAAGAAGAGAGCAGUAAAAAGGGUGUACAUGAUACGUUCUUGAAUUUUCUAGCAGACGACAUUUCAAGUCGUUACAUAAAAUUCGAAAUCGAGACAGCCCAGAAAGAUGGUCAGUUUGUGCACAUAAAGUGUUGCCACAACAACAAAUACUUGAGCAUACAAGAAUACAAGGAUCCCUACCAUGGGGCCAUUAAGCAUUAUUACAUUGAAGCCACUGCUGUAGAGCCUAUUGAAGAUGCUGCUGACCUCACAACAACUACCAUGUUCAUGCCACUCAAGGCAUAUGAUGGAGAUGGAGUUAGAGAGUACUUUAAAUUUUUGCACCAUGCAACAGGGUUUUAUGCUUAUCACUCGAAUGAAGAUUUGGGGCAACUUAACACCAAGGAUGGAUUGGAGGCAGUGUUAGGCACCACUGAUGAUUCUAGCGAUCGCUUCAGAGUUGUGGAUUGGGAAUCACUUGUCAUAUUUCCCAAAACCCCUUUGGCAUUCAAGCUACCAGGGAAGGAUAACAAAUAUCUGAGUGUGGUAGAUUCAACAAAAGUACCUCAUUAUCUACAGUUCGUCCCCAACCAAGACACUGGCAAUAAGACCAUAGCAAAUGAGAUCUCAUGCUAUGAAGAUGGUUGUAUCCGCAUAAAGAACAAAUCCACCGGAAUGUUCUGGAUGGUUGAUUCAGGAAAAGAUUGGGUUACAGCAGACUAUUCUGAAGACACUGACGUUAAAGAAUACACUGUUUUCUGGCCCAUCAAACUCUCGAAAAACACCAUCGCACUUCGUGAUUGGAAGAGGUACUCAUUCUGCCAGAGCUAUUCAAGUGAAGACAUUAAGGAAUGUCUUAACUCCAGUGCGCUUACCAUUACAGAUAAGGUGAAGUUGGAAGUUGUAGAGAACAUCAUCUCCAAAAGUAUAUAUGAAAUUAGAUACCACAAAGACGAGGGCAAACUCUACAAUCUCAAUGUUGUCCAAAAGGGUUAUGCAUCCGCCGAUAACUAUGAGGAUGUUGAAGAACACAAUGAGAUAAGUCUCAAGUUUUCGUACAAGAAAACAACCUCUAGUAAUUUUGGAUCCACCCAUUCUCUCAAAUUAGGUGGCAAAGCAACUUUGAAAGUUGAUUGGAUUCCAUUCAUUGUUGAAAAUGGGAUUGAGUUUACUACUGAUUAUACAUAUGAAUAUCAAUGGGGAGAAACCACCACAAGUGAAACUUUAAUAGAGGCUACUUACACUGCUAAAGUGCCUAAAAUGAAGAGAGUUAAAGUAACUCUUGUGGCCACUGAGGGAAUGUGUGAAGUUCCCUUUUCUUAUACUCGGCGCGACAUUCACUACAAUGGGGAUGCCGUCGUCCAUAAAUUGGACGACGGGAUCUACAAGGGUGUUAGUCUAUUCAACUUCGAUUUUCGAAGUGAAUACGAGGAUCUGCCUCCGAAACAAAAUCAUAAAAUAGAAAUGGUGUCGCAACAUCAAUCAACUAAACGAUCCCCACAUCCUUUGAUUGAUGGCCAUGAGUCAAUAAUUCAAGGUAAUUAA